AUGCAAUAUGGCAUAUAUCAGACUGGCAGUUAAUCGUCCAGUAGUACGACCGGCCAAUAGUCCGAAUAGAUGUAUUCUCAUAAUAGCUUCAAUACUUGGAUUUUACAGUUUGCACACGGCCUACAAAAUUAACCAUCUCUGCCCCAAGGAUGCCUGCGCAUCCGUACUUAGUCCCAGUUUAGUUACCGCCGGCGCUAAGCCCGCUUAUGGACACCCAUGCUUUCAUUACAGGAACCUAAAACAUGCCUUAUCAUAUGAGUCUAGGGUUGUGUUUUAGAACGAGCUAUGCAUCGGCAACCGUGCUAUUCAUAAACUUAAUGCUUGUCUUUUUGUUCUAUGGGACCCUGACGCUAGCUCUUGGCCAGGUUGCAUUAGAUUCUUCGCUCUACUAUCUGGGCACACAGGUAGAUGGAAUCCUACGACCCACUGCCAGAACAAUACAGUGGUCGACAAGCCAUAAAUCCACUGCUUGGCUCGUGAGGUAGCUGGUAGCCGACGAUACGACAAUGGUUAAUAGUCGUCGUUAGUCGGGUCGCUGUGUCGUGCCUGGAGCAUGCUGCUUGAGCCCGCGGGAACCUCGAUGGGCCCCAAACUCCAAACAGGGGCUUCACUGGGCCAACUUUAGCGAUGGAGAUUGCAAAGUCACCGAAUGCAACGAAUCAACAUGCACUAUCCUCUGGCUUUGAUUGUGUCGUCAUUCCUUGUCCUGAAUUCAGCGACACCUGCCGUCACAAGCGCAGCCAUUCGCUGGACCUUGUUUAUCUCAUCUUGCAACUGCUCAUAUAGCUGGGCCGAUGAGUUUAGUGCGCUCAAAACAAUGAUUUGCAGUAUUCCAUAUAAUAGCUGUGCAAAUUGCAGUGAUAGAAGCUCGUUUCCGAUUGGCUGAGUCUCCUUCUCGAUCAAGUUAGUAGCAGUCGCCCAUUCAACCAGCGAUGCUAAUAUAUUUCUCUUUUCUAACAGAAGCUCGGGGGCAGCUGCGGCCGAUUGUAGUUGGGAAACUUGGUUGAGAAAUGAAAUAACACUUUCCGCAAUUUUUGUUAACUGUGCUUUCAUAUUUGGCACCAGUUUUCGCGCAUGCUGUGUAGCUGGCACGUCUGAAGGUGUCACCUUGACACUUACACCCGCAGCGACAAGGUCUGCAUAUUUGCACGGCGCGGCAAACAACUUUAUGACAAAAAUGUCCAGUAAUGGUAGAACAGGCCAUUGGGCUGGUAUAAAUGACUGCUCUCCUGCGACUUGGUCUCCAAAUCCUGGACGUGCUCGUUGUUCGUGCAUAAUGCGCAAGCCGCCCAUGAUAUGCUGAGCCAUAGCUGAAAAAUUACCACGCGACUGCUCGAUACUAAUAAACAUUUCGCAACAGAGCAGAGCCGAUUUGAUUUCGCUUUGCUCUAUGCCGGAUGAAGAUAAUUUCGAGGCCAGGCCGCCUAAGGCAGUGCAGUACAGUCGAAUUCCCACAUCGUAGCCAGGGCUUGGGGCAUCACCUGCAGUAACAUCUUGACUUGUUUCGAUGCUUUGGCGUAGUUUUCGUAAUGAGGCAACUGCUUGCCGUACAUUCGGGUCAGUAAGACUGGUUUGUAAAAUUUGCUGGGCUUCUUCGGCGCAGUUCAGGGAUACACUGUGGAAAAGAGUCUUGGUAGAAAAGUCUUUGUUUAGGCGCUCGAUAUCUCUGGCAGAGACUGAGUUUUCUCGAGACUCUUGAACUGCAGAUGUACCAGCUGGACUAACUGAAGGCGCCGCCACACCAACAAAUCUAAACAUGCUAUCGUAGCCGUCACAGGUGCGGCCGCUUGCAGUGCACUUCUGGCAUGCUGGCUUGGCUUCAUCGCAUUUGAUUUUGCGCUUUCUAUAGAUGAAAUAUUAGUAUGAGUUACUAUUCUGAAUGGUAUAUACGUUGUCUCGAAUUCUAACGAACCGGCAAGUUACGCAACCAGUCUUCACACCCCGCCUAGCUUUUGGCACAGCGCUAGCGUGCAAAAGGUGACCGGACAUUGCUUGGAGAUGUCAGCCUUGCAGGGCAUUAAACGCCAAAACACAAAGGUUCAUUAGCCACUUCCAACGUUAUCGGUAAUCCUCGUCGGCACGAGAGAGCACGACGCAACAAAAUGUCUCCGCGCGCCGACUCUGAAUGUUGCAGCAUCGGGCUUCGCCUGUACAAUUCGCGACAAGGCUGAAAGGCGAGACUAGUCCCGAUUAGGAAGCGAUGGCGAUGAAGCCAAUCACAGCCUUCAGCGCUGUUGCUCAGUGAGUGACACGCCAUGCAGAUGGGCGUGAAUGGGAUUUCUAAGCGCAUCAUUAGUUUAUAAGCUGAUCAGACUCUUUUUGUUGGCUAUUUAAAGCCUCUCACAUCCUCUAAAGCCCUUUCUUUUUACAUCUCAUCCACUCACACAUGUUCAGGCUCAUCGCUCGCAGACCUAUACUCGCCCACUUACUCUCACCACCAGAACUUCCACUGUACUCCAUCACGCAAAUCUCUAAGCGCUGCUCCUUAUCUUAUUCAUCAACACAAAAAAUGACCGACUUUACACUCUAUGGUGCUCGCGGUUCUAGCAAUGCGGACCGUGUGCGCCUUGUCAUCGCCGAGAGCGGCCUUACCAAUUGCAAGGAAGUUCAAUUGGACUUUGCCAAGCGCGACCACAAAUCUCCCGAAAAUAUGCUGCGCCAUCCCUGGGGAAAGGUGCCCGCCGUCGUAUUCGAAGAUGGCUUUACGCUAUACGAGAGCCGCCCCAUUUGCCAAUACAUUGCACGCAAAUACAAGCUGCCGCUGCUUCCCACAGACGCCGACCCUAAAGCCAUGGCGCUCUUCGAGCAAGCCUCGUCCGUUGAAGCCAAUUACUUCAAUCCGCCAGCGAGCAAAAUCUCUUUCGAGAAGCUAGCAAAGGCGCGAUUCCUUGGUCUGCCUGCGGACGAAGCAGUUGUAGAGGCGGCGGUCAAGGAGCUUGACACAUUCUUCAGCAUCAUUGAAGGGCUCCUCCAGGACAAGCAGUACAUGGCCGGUGACAACUUUUCGCUCGUCGAUAUUUACUAUAUACCUCUGGUGCAAAGGCUGUUCCUGUUCGGGUACUCUGACAUGAUUACCGGCCGCCAGAAUGUGGCGGCGUGGUGGGAGAGAUGUGUAGGCAGACCAGCUAUCAAGGCCGUGAUGGCAGCGGACGCCGCCGCCGCUCCUGGUGCGCCCAAAAAGGACGCUUAGUACCUUCCUGAAUUAUUAGUAUUUGAAUCACAA
Messenger RNA from [Torrubiella] hemipterigena, 3223 nucleotides. The record is from the annotation of a GenBank genome assembly. NCBI's taxonomy places the organism in Eukaryota, Fungi, Ascomycota, Sordariomycetes, Hypocreales, Clavicipitaceae.